AUGGCUACUAUCAACGCAAGAGCUAUCGUGUACCCACAGUACGGUGAGCCAAUUAACGUCAUUAAGGCUCACUCUUACCAGUUACCUGCUCCAGAGAGUUUGAAAGAUGACCAAGUUCUUCUUCAGACACUUGCUACUCCUUUGAAUCCAUCUGACAUCAACCAGAUUCAGGGAGUCUAUCCAUCUCGUCCUCCUAUCUCUAUAGACUCUCUACCGGGAUUGAAGGAGCCCUCUGCUGUUUGCGGCAAUGAAGGAGUGUUCAAGGUGUUGGGAACUGGUCCAUCUGUCUCUGGUUUGAAGCCAGGUGAUUGGUGUAUUCCAAAGAAAGUUAAUUACGGUACUUGGAGAUCACAUGCGAUCUCACCAGAGGCCGACUUGCUGCAGGUGCCAAAUACGAUCCCGUUGACUCAAGCUGCUACUAUGGCUGUCAAUACUUCUAGUGCCUAUCUUAUGCUUUCUCAUUUUGUCGACUUGAACAAAGGGGACUGGUUUAUACAGAAUGGUGGUAAUUCUCAGGUGGGACGGUGUGCCAUUCAGAUCGCAAAGAAGAAAGGUAUUAACUCCAUUUCCAUCGUCAGAGACAGACCCAAUCUAAAAGAGUUGGUCGAUGAGUUGACCUCUUUGGGUGCUACUCACGUGAUUACAGAAGACGAUAGUGGAUCCAAGACAUUCGGUAAGACUGUCAAACAGUGGACCGGUGGUGAGCCAAUCAAAUUGGCUCUUAACUGUGUCGGCGGUAAGAACGCUUCUGACAUGUCCAGAAAAUUGACUAAGAAUGGUGUUUUCGUCACUUACGGUGGCAUGUCUAUGAAACCAGUCAUCCUACCAACCUCACUAUUUAUUUUUAAGAAUUUGAAAGCUGUUGGAUUUUGGAUUACCGAAAUGACCAAACAGGACCCUGAGUUGAGAGAGCAUGUUAUUAGUGAGGUAUUGAAGUUGAUCCAAGGUGGCGAUUUGGCUAAUAUUCACUGUACAUUGAAUAAGAUUGUCAAUGAUCAAGUCACAGACGAACAAUUUGUCGAGAGUUUCAAGCAAGGAUUGUUAGACUCCAAGAAGAAGGGAAAACAGAUUAUGGUCUUUGAUUAG
Messenger RNA from Brettanomyces nanus, 1086 nucleotides. RefSeq lists its product as uncharacterized. Gene Ontology annotation, molecular function: trans-2-enoyl-CoA reductase (NADPH) activity. The transcript has a single exon. Gene Ontology annotation, cellular component: mitochondrion. The coding region runs from base 1 to 1086 and encodes 361 amino acids. Lineage: Eukaryota; Fungi; Ascomycota; Pichiomycetes; Pichiales; Pichiaceae. Gene Ontology annotation, biological process: fatty acid metabolic process. The record is from RefSeq and is a predicted model, not a curated record.